This is a messenger RNA of Chaetomium globosum CBS 148.51, 1710 nucleotides long. RefSeq lists its product as uncharacterized. The transcript has 5 exons. The record is from RefSeq and is a predicted model, not a curated record. The coding region runs from base 1 to 1710 and encodes 569 amino acids. Gene Ontology annotation, biological process: positive regulation of transcription by RNA polymerase II. Gene Ontology annotation, cellular component: nucleus. Lineage: Eukaryota; Fungi; Ascomycota; Sordariomycetes; Sordariales; Chaetomiaceae.
AUGUCGGCGAUUUCACCCCCCACUCAGGCUCCGGCCCAGGAGGGUACCAAUGCCGCUCCGGCCCCUGCAGCUCCGGCUCCGGGAACCUCGAAUCCCGCGUCCAACGAUAAUACCCCGGCGCCCUCGACCGGAGCGACCGCGAGCUCUUCGUCCAGCGCAGGCCCAGAUGACAACCUGGUCUGCCACUGGGGCGCCUGCAAGGAGCCCUUUACCUCUGCCGAGGCCCUCUAUGAACACAUUUGCGAGAAGCAUGUUGGCCGCAAGAGCACCAACAACCUGAACUUGACUUGCCAGUGGAACCAAUGCCGCACCACAACUGUCAAGCGCGACCACAUCACUUCGCACAUUCGGGUUCAUGUGCCUCUCAAGCCGCAUAAGUGCGAUUUCUGUGGGAAGUCGUUUAAGCGUCCCCAGGAUCUCAAGAAGCAUGUCAAGACCCAUGCCGAUGAUUCGCUACCGUCCUCACCCGGGCACGAAGCGUAUGUAUUUCUCCUUGAUUCAGCCUACCCUCUCGAGAUCCAGAGGCUAAUCCUUUUUCCAGCCCCUUCCGCCUUCUAUGAUCACAACGGCCACAUGCGCGGCAACAACCCGGCGCACUUUGCUCACCCCCACCAGAAUGGACAGGCUAGUUACUACGGCCAGCAGCAGCAGGCGCCCCAGCCGACGUACCACGCCCCGAUGUACUACCAGCACCCAAUGGGCGGCUCCCGUGCCGACUACAUCGGCCACCAGGCCGCCGGCUUUAACGAGGCCGCGCGGAAGCGUGACGCAGAGAGCCUGAACGAGUUCUUCGGAAACAUGAAGCGCGCGCAGAUUGACCCGCGCUCGUAUGCUCAGAUUGGCCGCUCGCUGAUGCCCGUUCACUCCUCCCUCGGCAUGCCUGCCGGUGGUGGUCUGGCCACAGAGUACAUGCCGCAGGCUCCCCAUACCCUAGGUGGUGUUGGCGGCGCUGCGAACGGCCCGCUGGCGCAGCACUACUACCUGCCGCCCAUGCCCAACCUCCGUACCAAGGAGGACCUUCAGCAGAUCGACCACAUGCUCGAACAGAUGCAGUCGACCAUCUACGACAACUCUGGUUCGCCAAACACGCACUACGCGCCCGUUGACAUGCGCCACUCCCCCACAUAUGCGACUCGCCCGGCCGUCGAGGGCUACGCUGUCACGGCUGCCCAAGUCAUGUCUCCUCUUAGCGCGCCGACCCACUCGGCUGGUGGCACACCUGCCGUUACCCCGCCGUCGAGCAACAUGUCGUACACGUCCGGCCACUCGCCCACCGCUUCUUCCGUCGGCCUGUCCCCGUCUUCUCGCCACAGCUCGACUUCGGUCUCGUACCCAAGUCUUCCGAGCCGCCCGAACCUGCCGUAUCCGUCGGCCGCCGGUCUCGGUUCGACCUUUGCCCACAAUGAGCGCCGUCUCUCCGGUGGCAUGCUCCAGAGCGCUGCCGGCGCCCGCCGCGAUGGCGACCGCACCCCCACUGGCAAGGGGCCCGACGGCGCCGCCGUAAGCUCGCCUUCCGAGGAGUCCGAGGCCGGGGAGAACGAGUCGUACGAUGAUUGGCUGCACAACGUGCGCGCGGUCGAGUUCCUCCGCGGCUACGUGCGCAACCGCCUUGAGCGCCGCGAGUACGAGGAGGGCUCCGAUGACGGCCGCCCGCGACCGCGUCAGCUACCCCUCGCUGCCUCCCAUGCAGUAGACUGGUCUGUCAUGUAG